Molecule: messenger RNA, 180 nt
Organism: Entrophospora sp. SA101
Lineage: Eukaryota; Fungi; Glomeromycota; Glomeromycetes; Entrophosporales; Entrophosporaceae
Source: the annotation of a GenBank genome assembly
AUGCCGACAAAUAUAUCUAAUCUUUCAAAGGAUAUUAAAAAUCUAAGAAAGCACGACAAUGAAUUAGCAUCAAAUAAUUUAAUAAUACAAUACAAUUAUUCAUCGUUGAAAAGAAGUUACGAUAGACUGGAGGAAAGAAUCGAGGAGUUGGGAGAAAAACUUGAUGGAUUGGAGAAAAUU